Molecule: messenger RNA, 519 nt
Organism: Parastagonospora nodorum SN15
Lineage: Eukaryota; Fungi; Ascomycota; Dothideomycetes; Pleosporales; Phaeosphaeriaceae
Exons: 2
Coding region: 1-519 (172 amino acids)
Source: RefSeq, a predicted model, not a curated record
AUGCAAUUCGCACUCUUCCUCGUCCUUACCGCGCUGACGAUGACCAUGGCCGAAGAUAUCAUCAGGCCCAUCGACUUUACGGCAGUUGCACCUUGCGCAGUGCGGUGUCCUGCUCUUAUCGUCGCUCAAGAGCACUGCAUGGGCGUAGUUCCUACUAUCUCUGACCAGAAGGCUUACGAUGCUUGCUUCUGCGACUAUCCGCAACUCGAGGACCUGCGCAACAACGCCGAUCGCCGCCACCCUUACCUCGACCUUGCAGUCAGCUGCUGCCUCAUCAUCAACUUCGGAGCCAAUUUUAACUCCCACUUCGUCGCCGCUUACUUUGAUUUCCACUCUCUCCUCGCCGGUGACAUCGGCCGUCACCUCCUCAUCGCUCUCGUCGGCCUUGAUCUCCUCUUUGAAGCUUACUUCAACACCUUCCUCCUCUUCGCCGCCUUCUCAGGCAUUAACAACUUCUUUGGUGGCAACCCAGCCAACAACGCCUCAUACCUCUUCACCGCCAAAAGACCAUGGAGCUAA